AUGUUGGAAGAAGAACAUUUUAAUCCAGACUUUCGUACGCAAAGAAGAAAAUCUACUAGAAAGAGUCUUCUUCUUCCUGUUCUGACUGAACAGAUUUUAGAUGAACAGCCUUCAUCUAAUGAUGUCAACAGAAAUAAUGAAAUUGAUGACGAUGAAGUGACCGAUGAACUUGCUAAAAAGUAUCAAGAUGAAAGUAGAAAGUGGGAUCAGUUGGUGGAAGAAUAUGAAACAGGUUUAAUUUCAGCCAGUAAUCAAAUCGAUAUGCCUUCUGAAGAAUGGAUCAAAACAGAUCGUGUGACGCGUAAAUAUAAGGAUAUCAUAUAUCCGCAAAAGUAUUUUGAUUCAUAUGAUUCCCUUGACAGUGUAGCGGACUCUCUUCUAGAAACACAUAAUGAUAUAUUUUUUGAGUUAGAGAAACUUCCUUAUUUAAUCGAAAAACAGGACAUAUUUCUGAAGAGUUUUCAAAAAAAAUUGCACUUAAAACAACAUGUUUUUCAAGAUUCACUCUUUGGUUCUGCAUCGUCAAUGUCUGUUUUAUCUGAAUACCUUGGAGCUGAAACAUAA
This is a messenger RNA of Schistosoma turkestanicum, 564 nucleotides long. Lineage: Eukaryota; Metazoa; Platyhelminthes; Trematoda; Strigeidida; Schistosomatidae. The record is from the annotation of a GenBank genome assembly.